AUGCCACGAACGUCCAGCGUGGACUUCGUGUUUCGGUCAGCUGGACUGAGUUGGGCAGAGGAGCAGCCCUAUUUUGGGCGAGAACGGCGCGAGGCCGCGUUCCUUCGUGAAUUGCCGAACGUGCUGUUCCUUCGCGUUCGUGCGUACGGAAAACUGCACGUCGUCCCCUGGAUCAGGCAAUGGCCAUUUGUAUCCACCGGUCCAGGCGGUGACGGACAACAAGUGCCAGGAAUUACUGACGUUGCUAGCGAAAGCGCGGGUAAAGGUCAGGGUCUUUUUCCCUUUUCAAUUGUAACAAAACGAUUCAUUACUUUCUUCCUUUCUUCUCGCACGGGGAACCUGUUUAAUUGGCAUGCUGUGCAACAGGGCACGACGAACGUGCGGGAACUGAUCGCAUAUCGACGUGAGGCAGAACAGUAUUUGGGCCAGGACGACCAUCUUUACCGCAUAGACUGGGCGCAAGACGGUCCGACGCCGUGUUUGAGAACGGAUGUGGAAGACCGAGGACAGGGCGCUAAUGUGAUGCGAAUUUGGCUGCUGGGCGCGUCUGAUGCGAGUAUUGACCUUUGCGGCGCGAGGACUGCGUCCGGAUCGGACGCAACCUCGAAAACCAGAGCGCGCUCCCUGCAGAUGGCAUCUCGAUGGCGUACAUAUGCGGAGAGCUAUGUACUAUCACACCCAACGGAGCUGGUUGAUGCUGCACGUGUGCGGAAGCCGUUCCUGCAUCGGACGAAAUUGGAGGAGGAGGGCGACGAUGCGAAUGGAGACGGAGAUGUGCCGAAGGGGCGGAGGCGCUGGGUGUCGGAUGGACUCGUUGAGGAGUCUGGACAGAGUGGAGAAGAUAGCGAAUUGCCUCUUAGAAUCACGGUAAAGACGGACUGUAGAGGCUACUGCGGAUGGGCGAUCCCGGCAGCGCAGAACGCUAAUAAUAGCGAGGAUGAAUCCAAGAGAGAUGGUCGAAUGGCCAAGCGCUUUUCGUCUCACUUGCUCUCUCUCCAUCAUCCUCCCCGCGGGCACUCCUCCGCCCGCCACCGUCCCGCCCGUGCCGACCCGCACGCUGUCCGCCGCUCGACGAAAAAAUAUACAGGGGCAAGGGCUCCCUCGCUUGCCGUCCUUGCCGCACUUGCCACUCUCGCUGGCGCCGCACCCCUCGACAACGUAGCAACAACAACUCCCGCACCCGGGCCAAUCAGCGCGGACGUUCCCGAUUUUCUCUGUCCCGCCCUCGCGUCGUCACCAGCGACAACAGGCGCAGGCUUUAGUGCGACACCUGCUGCGCAACCCUUCCGCUGUGCCGUUGAGACGACCACCGCUCCUCCACCUGCUCCGCAGCAGCAGCAACAACAACAGCGUCUUGCUUACAAGACCUUUUAUCUAUCUGCGUGCAACGGCGAGCCUGUUGCGACGCAUACUGUCGUUGACGUCGACUUUGACGCUUACACUGUCGCACACGCUCCCGACACACGGAGAAACAAAGACGCCGCCAACAAUUACAGGAGGCGCAGAACCCGAUCAAGCAGAUCACUUCCUGACAGUUUCAUCAAAUCUCCUCAAGACGAGUCCAAUUUAUAUUCCGAUUUCACACCUACUUUAUCGUUUUCACCGCCAUCGAGCAACGCUCAAAUCGCGCGUGGGGACGCAACUACAUAUAGUAGUAGUAGUACUCCAUCUGCUUCUCCUACAGAGUGUUCGGAGCUGUAUACCUCGCGCACCAUUCCGGACCGGUACGAGCUUGGGAACGACGGUCGCUGGCAUAAGCUCAGCGUCUGGUCGUCGUGUUCGCUUUGCCAAUGCGACACUCAGACAUCACACGAUGUUGACGAUUCAGCUGACAAUGAAAUAUCCGCUACGGGCGUUACUAAUGAUGCGGUCGGCGAUGACGAGCAGGAUCUCUCUAAUGUAUCGGCAACGGCAUCGUCGACCCCAACCGGCAGUUCAAACCCUUCUCCCGUUGUCUUACCUGUUGGUUGGGAUAGGCGGAGCGACUCGGCCGUAUACAGAGUGCCACUUAUCGUCAUUGCGAGUUUGUUAGUCGCCAUCGCGGUCUGUAGUGCUGUGUGGUUCACGUUCUUUUGGCGAAGAAGGCAACGAUUGGCGAAACAGUUGGCACAGGCGAGGGAUUUGGAGAAGAAACGAAGGAAGGCUGAAGGUAUUGAGAGUGGAAGUGAGGAGGAUAUGGAUGAUGAUAGCGAUGAUGGGAAUGGAAGGAGAAGUUCGAGAAACCGUGGUGAUGCUGCCGUAUAUGCGGAUGGCGAGAGGCGAGAAAAGAAGGAUGAGGGAAAGGCAAAGGCGCGCUGGGCUCGUGCUACUGCGCAGUGGAAAGCGCACGCACGAUGGAUUGCUCGACGACGACGUGGGCGAACAGGCAUUGUAGACGGAAUGAGGCAACGGGACGACGCGAUGGCGUCAGGUGUUUCACUAGCCCGUUCGACAGCUUCUUCACGAGCGAGCAGUCGGAAUGAAGCAGCUGCGGCCAUGCGAAUAUCGCGCGACGGUGGAGAGGCUGGACGACAAGCAGAGUUAGAACUGCCGCCGGGACCAGAGGAGGAAGAAAUCGCAGGACGAGAUCCGAUGCCAGGAAUCAGGGUCAGGGCGGGAGAUGGACCUAUGACUGGAAAUAGAAGUGGGGGUGCAUUACGCGACCCGGAGAUAUCGUCGGAGGCUUCUCGGAUGGGAAUGGGAAGAGGUUCGAGCGGUCAGGAUCAACUGCAUUUCCGGAACGAGAAUCAAGCUUUGGGGCAUAAUGAGGAUCAUCGAGAUCUAGGUGGAAGAGGGGAAGUGGAAGCGGAGGGAGAAGCAGCGGUCAUUAAUGCGAACCAAAGUCCGAGUGGAGCGUCUAGAUCUCAACUACUACCAAGACCAAGAUCGAGGAUUGGAGAAGUGAAUACUGUUCCACUACCGUUGAGUCGAUAUCCUUCUCGUCAUCCUCUUGAAACUUCGGAGCCGCCUUGGGAUAGGGACUAUGACCAUCCACCUUUGGAGGGAGACAUAGAUGAUGAGGAGCAACGCGAGGCGAUGAGUCCACCUGCGUAUCGUGUGAGAGGAAUCGCACAUGUCUCUGGAGUGCCGCGGACAGAUAGAAGAAGGACACGAACACGGUUACGACGUGACCAAAAGAGCGCUUCAGGACUCGGGUACGUCCCUAACUCUGAGGAUUGUGCACCAUACUCGUCAAGUGAAGACGAAUGUGAUGAUGCUUCCGGCAGUACGAUUUCGACUCGGGAUGAUGGGACGUCACCUGUUGACACGAACAUGCACAUUGCAGUGGACGACAAGCAUGCUCUUGCUCGACUGGCUGAGUACGCUAGUGCACCACCACCUCUAUCGCCGGCUUCACCACCCACCACCACCGCAACUUCUCCUUCUUCGUCUUCUUACGUUCAUUCACAACAACUUCCCGAGGCAAAUGCCCCUCCAGAAACGGACUGGUUUGAGGGAUAUGCCGCGGCGGUGUGUGAUGAUGAUAUGACAGCUGACUCUCCUGGCGCGGGUCCAGGUCCGUCAACUGUCUUUGCGCGUGCUGCUUCGCCUUCUUCCUCUAGAUCCGGUUCUCCUUCUUGUUCCCAAUUGUCUGGUUCGCAUGCUGUCUCUCGGUCUGGCGCGCGUUCGUUGUUCCCUGCCCCUCCUCAGCCUGUAACUUCCUGCCUUGCAUAUGCACCUGCCGAUGCAGGUUUACGUCUAGACCACUCUGGGUUCGGCUUCAACGCCACCGUCACCGCUGACUCUAAAGACUCCAGGCUACUGUCUGAAGACGCGCACAUGCAGAGGUACCAUGACUUCUCGCGUGGAUUUGAUUUUGAGCUUGGGCUGGGGCUUGAUCCGGAUGAAGAGGUGGAUGAUGUGAUUGGAGGUAUGUUUGGGCCGUCUGCCCCGCCGUUUGAGGACGCGCUUGCCGAUGCGAGUGCACCUCCGAUGUUCUUUGAUGAGGAGGGUGGUGCGAUGGAAGAACAAGAAUAUACUCUAUCGAGGGAUAACCCACGUAGAGACGUCCAGGUUGAGUCGACGUGUGUUCACCAGAUCGGUGCUGAGCCCUCUCCACCUCCACCGCCGCCUGAUAUCGUACACUCCGAAACUUCCGAUCGAGACGCUGUUCUUUCCGCUGUGAGAUGA
Fomitiporia mediterranea MF3/22 is the source of this 4110-nucleotide messenger RNA. RefSeq lists its product as uncharacterized. NCBI's taxonomy places the organism in Eukaryota, Fungi, Basidiomycota, Agaricomycetes, Hymenochaetales, Hymenochaetaceae. The record is from RefSeq and is a predicted model, not a curated record. The transcript is spliced from 9 exons. The coding region runs from base 1 to 4110 and encodes 1369 amino acids.